Molecule: messenger RNA, 488 nt
Organism: Loa loa (African eye worm)
Lineage: Eukaryota; Metazoa; Nematoda; Chromadorea; Rhabditida; Onchocercidae
Exons: 4
Coding region: 6-398 (130 amino acids)
Biological process (GO): G protein-coupled receptor signaling pathway
Cellular component (GO): extracellular region; cytoplasm
Molecular function (GO): hormone activity
Source: RefSeq, a predicted model, not a curated record
GAAAAAUGGUUUCAUCACAAAGCGUCAUUUGUUUGAUAGCAAUCAUUUUUACAUCAACUGCUUUCUCAUCAUCAACUAUGAUACGUGCGCCAGGUAUGAAUCCACUGAUUCGAACAGAUAAAAAUGGAAAAACCUGCCGGAUUAAUUUAACAAUUCCAGUUUGCCGAGGAUUUUGUCCCACCUAUGAGUACGGAACUCAUGAGUUCCCUCAUCGAAGUCAAAAAAGUGAAGUAUGUGUUCCGGAAGGUGGCAAAUUCGAAAAGAUAACACUGACAGAAUGUGAUGAUGAUGCUGAUCCGGUGAUUCGUACUGUAACAGUAUUACGUGGUGCAAAAUGCGUUUGUAAAACAUGUGACAAGACGUUGAUGAACUGCAUGAAGAAUAGCUUAUUUAAUUGAUUUUAUAAACUGAAAUAUAAGUUCUGUUCCUUCUCCUUUUGAAUAACUCAAUUUGUUUUGAAUACAUCCAUUUAAAAAUAAUUAUGAAGA